AUGGGGUGGCCACUAUGGUUGGCCACUCUCCUCCUCACAACACAAUCGAUGAGGAUCGACCCUGAAAGGAUAGCGGCAAGAAUGAGAAUUGAGCAAGAAAUCGAGGAGGACAGAAUUCGGGCGGCGAUCCAAAGGGAUCCAAGCCUAGCUCGAUCUCGGCGACAACUUGCCACCCCUAAGGAAAUUCAAAUCCAGGUCACCGCUCCCCUCUUCUCAUCCAGAUUAUUUGAAUACGGCAAAGAAGCUGGGGACCAAGAGGUGAGAUUCUUCCCCAAAAUCUUGCCAUUCUUGAUCAGGGAUCAGAACCGUCUGGAUUUAUUCAUUUCGGUCAAGUGGUGGGAAAUGCCGGUGCCCCGGUCGUUGGAUGUGGGCAAAAAAUUGGAGCUGACGCAAGGGUUACGGUACUUUGGCGAUACGUUCAAGGAGAUUUAUGUGCUCUCAAACGGAGCCCUCGGCUUCGAAAGCGUAUCCCGAUCCCACCGAGCCCACAUUUUCACCCAAGGGCCCAAGCUAAUCGCCCCGUUCUGGAAUCGCAACGAUUUGAGGAAUGGUGGCCAUGUUUGGUAUCGAGAAGUAACUCGUGGCCGCGUUCUUGAACGAGGACAGUCGGAAAUUCGUUACCAAUAUGAUAAGAACGUAAAGGUCCGCGCUGCCAUCGUUGUCACCUGGGAGAAAAUGCAACCGCUUGGGACUACGAUUUUGCCAGAUGAGAAUACCAACACUUUCCAAGCUGCCCUCUUCAUCACGGACAAUGGCACUUUUGCCAACUUUAUCUACAGUAAUGUUGGCUGGACCCAAGGAGCCGAGGCCGGAUUUAACAAGGGCGAUGACUCUGGGGAUCACUACUCCCUGCCCUCAUCUGGCUCCGAGAAAAUCAUGUACUUGGAAGAAUACGGAAACACGGGUAUCCCGGGUGAAUGGAUGUUCGAGCUGGGAUCGGAUCGGGUUCUCCGCUGCAAGCCCGGCAUCAAGGGGGACACUUGUGAUCAAGAGUGUACACAUGGCGAGUGGGGUGCUGAUUGUCACAAUUGUUGUCACUGUUCUACUGGCGCCUGUGAUAUUGUCAAUGGCGCCUGCAAAGCCGGAUGUGCCGAAUGCUGGACCGGCAUUUCAUGCAGUACAAAAAGAGAUGGCUGCCGAGCAAGAAAUCAGCCAACAUGUGCGGCGAAUGCUCUCUCAUACAUGGAUAAAGACAGAUGUGGCGAACCAACCCCAAAAUGUCAAUGUCUGGCCGGUUUCGUUGGCGAUGGCUACAAGAAAUGCGAAGACAUCAACGAGUGCAGCAAUAAGAACGUAUGCCACGAGAAAGCCACCUGCACGAAUACACCCGGCCGAUUCUUCUGCCAAUGCAUCGACGGCUUUUUAGGCGAUGGUGAGACAUCAUGCGUGCCAGCCCUAUUAUAUCCAAGUGAAGGACAGCGAGUGAUGGCCAAGGGCAAGAGUGUAAAAAUGCCAUUCGCCCUUGAAAAACCAAUGAUGCUGUUUGGAUCAAUGCAAGAUUCGUUGACAAUCAGCUCCAAUGGCCUGAUUGCCGUCGGGGAAUUCACCAAAUCAGCUUCAGAGCUGCUUCACCUUGAUGAUGUCGGCACUGCAGCCGUCGCUCCUUUCUACGCACCAAUAGAUCUUUCCAAAGGCGGAAGCAUCACUGUAUCACAAGUCAAAGAAACCCCUGUCCUUACUCGAAUCGCCGACAGUAUCUCAUCGGCCCUUGGCGAGCCGUUCGGUCUCGAGUCGGCGGUUUUGGUUUCUUACAAUAACGUCACUGAUGGGCGAAGCAAGCGUGGAAACUCCUUCCAAGCCGUCCUGACUUCUGGCCAGAUCGGUGGUACACCGGCUACUUUCGCGCAGCUGCUUUAUAAGGAUUUAGUCUGGAAUCGUGGGGCUGAGGCCGGAAUUGUGUCACCCGAUCAAUCGAAUUCCAUUUCGUUACCUGGUUCCGGCUCCGAUGGUGUGGAGCUUUUGAAUCAGUUGACAAAUGUGAAACAACCAGGGGUCUGGCUCUUCCAAAUCGACAAAGAAAUCGUACCCGGGUGUGUGAGGCCUGAGCAACAGCCACCGUAUUGCGAAACCGAGUCCCAGACUCAACACCCAACGCUUGCUUCUGCGCCGUCGUCAAGGAGGAUGACUCCUUCCUUCCCAAUCGCAACUUCGGCAACUACCACGGAAGUAUCGCGUUCGAUUCAAGCAAGACCAGAGCAACGCCUACGGCCUGGCCCUCGAUUCAUUGAACCAGAAAUUGUAAAAGCUCCAGUAGCAUCUCGCCCCCAUCAAGACGAAUUCCCUAUGCCCGAACCCCCUCGAACCACAACAUUGCGCCCCAAGCCAAUAUUCAACAGCACGCCUCACAAGCCCUUAGUCUCCAUUUCUGACGCCGACAUCAAUGAAAUUCCCCCAGACGUCUUUGAGGUCACAUUCCCACCCUUCGUCACCGUAAUCCCAGAAAUUUUCACUCAACGCCAAAAAGUGCAACGGCCCGACUUCAGCUCCGCCAGACAGGGAAUUCAAAAAAUUAACGAAAACAUCCCGACCGUUCCUACAAUCACCGAGGCCACGAGGUUCCCCAUUGAAGAGGAGAAUUCGAUCGAGCCGUUUGCACCAAAGGCUAAUGAGGGGCAUUUCGCACUUCCGGCACCGCAGAGACCGAUGGAGGCGAAGAGGGUUCAGAAGGUUGAGGAACCACAACCAAACACUGUCCUACCACAGUUUCCGCAUUCUCAAACAUCACAAACCGAAGAACGAAUCGAACCUACGGUACCAACAACCACCCUCGGAAUCCGGAAUCGCAUCUUUGAACUCGACCAUCAUGAUGCCACCCUCCCAAAUUUGGUCACUGGAGACCCGGAGGAUGCGGAUUUUGACGAAGAAACCACAAAGCCAACAACACCAGAAAUUGACCUAUCAUUGCUGUUUGCAAACCGUCCAGGCACAAAGUCACCCAACGAGAACAGUAACAUUGGCACCGAGGCUACCACAGCUGCUGAGCACGUUCUCGUCUUCACCACAAAACCGCCGCUGCGGCCAUCUGCCACCGCUGUCAAGAGUCCAAAGCCCACACGGCCUCCAAACCAAGGCUUGGUCACAGCACCAGCGUCGGUUCCAGAAAACACUUUGAAAGCGCGAGAAGCUGCCAACGCCGCUGCGAGUCGCAUGGCGGUGAUCAUCCCGGCAUCAAUUGUGGCUGCCUGGCUAUUGAUUCUACUCUGUAUCGUCCUGUUCUUCUUCUGUAGGAGGAGGAGAUCAUCAGAACGCCUACAUGCUUUAUACGGGCCGUCGUAUUCCGUUCGGCCUGUUGGUGGUUAUAAUGUAAAGCGGAAUAGCCAACACCUCGAUUAUGAAGACCAUUUGGAUAAAGCAGCCCGAAUAAGCGCUGAGAUGAAUGCGUAUAACCAGAACGGACGUGUCUCGUUAUACGGCUCAUAUUGGAAUCUGCAAAAUGCGUCGCCGUCGAGCAGUCAGAAUUCACAAAGGCAAAGUCCGCACUUGAACACCGCUGCGGCGUAUCAACAGACGGGCCGUUUUGCCUACACCGGACGAUAC
Mesorhabditis spiculigera is the source of this 3537-nucleotide messenger RNA. Lineage: Eukaryota; Metazoa; Nematoda; Chromadorea; Rhabditida; Rhabditidae. The record is from the annotation of a GenBank genome assembly.